AUGGGACUUCAGAGAUUGGAAUUUGGAGUUAUAGUUGGGAAAUUCAUGUUGAUAUCAGUUAAAAUAUGUUAUAGAUCGGUUUGGAAUCAUCCGUUUUUGGUUGUUUUAAUUUGUUUUUUGAUGCUUCUGUAUAAAUCAUUUCCUUUGUUGUUUUCUGCUUUGGUUACUGCAUCUCCUGUUUUGGUUUGCACUGCUGUUUUACUUGGCACACUUUUGAGCUUAGGAUCACCGUACAUACCCGAAAUCGAUGAAAAGGAAGGCGAAGAAGAGAAAGUUAGCCAUGAAGUUACGGAACUGAAAACCGGGGCUACUGAGGAUCAUACUGUUGUGGAGAGAUAUGCUGGUGAUGAUGAUUUUGUCAUAGAAAGACAUGCAGGGAAGAGGAGGGGUAUAGUUGAGGAUGCUGAGGAGAAAGUUAGUUUGGUGGAUAAUGAUGUCAGUGAAGUCGAGGAAAAUGUUGGUUCUGUUCCUUAUAAACUGUUGGUGAAUGAUGAUUUGGAUCCUAGGGAUAUUCAUACCGAGUAUCAUACUGUUGUGGAGAGAUAUGCUGGUGAUGAUGAUUUUGUCAUAGAAAGACAUGCAGGGAAGAGGAGGGGUAUAGUUGAGGAUGCUGAGGAGAAAGCUAGUUUGGUGGAUAAUGAUGUCAGUGAAGUCGAGGAAAAUGUUGGUUCUGUUCCUUAUAAACUGUUGGUGAAUGAUGAUUUGGAUCCUAGGGAUAUUCAUAGUGAGGAUGGAGUGAUUGAUGAGGCUGAGGGAUCAUCGAAUGAUUCAUUGGUGAAGAAGAGGGAAAUCCUGGAGGAGAUUCUAGGGAGUGAAGAUCUGUUGAUUAGAGAUGGGAAUCUUGAAGUGGAAGAUCAUAAACUCAAAGAUCUCAGUGAUGAUCAAAGGGUUGAGCAAUUCGAUUCUUCUCUGAUGUUCGCUUGGAAACGCGCAGUGGAUGAUGAGGAUUAUAGUGAUGGUGUUGUUGACGAUGAAUCAUUGGAUUCUGGUUCUGGUGGUGCCGAGAGUUCAUCUCCUGAUGCUUCAGUGGAUGAUAUAAUUCUGAUGCUUGAUGAGUUGCAUCCACUUUUGGGCUCUGAAGCUCCUCAACCAGCACAGUUGUUUGAUGAUGGUUCAGAUGCUGCCUCAGAGAGGUCUCAUGGUAGUAAUAAUGAUGGAACUGUGGAGUCCGAUGAGUUAGAAAACAAGGAGGAAGAUAAUGAUGAGGAUGACAAAGAAGAAGAAGGAGCAAAGGGAGAUAAAGAGGACAAAUGUAAAUCUGCAAUUAAAUGGACAGAAGAUGAUCAGAAGAAUCUCAUGGAUUUGGGGACUUCCGAUCUCGAAAGAAACCAACGAUUGCAUAAUCUUAUUGCGAGGAGAAGGGCACGUAAAAGCAUGGGAUUGAUGAUUGAGAAGAAUCUAAUAGACUUGGAUAGCGUUGAUAUUCCCUUAAACAUCACCCCAAUUUCUGUAACUAGGCGAAAUCCAUUUGAAUUUCCUUAUGAUUCCUAUGAUGACCUUGGGUUACCUCCCAUUCCAGGGUCAGCUCCCACUAUUUUGCAACCAAGAAGAAAUCCUUUCGAUCUUCCUUAUGAUUCGGGCGAGGAAAAACCUGAUCUUAAAGGAGAUAGUUUCCAAGAGGAGAUUGCAGGUUUUAAUCGAAUGGAAACAGUUCCCCAAAGAGAAGCUUUCUUACGAAGACAUAAAAGCUUCAACGUGGAACCGUCAUCUUUGGGUGUUACUCGGAAAGAGCUCAAGUGGAAACCAUACUUUGUCCUCGAGACUGAAGGAUCUAGACCUUCUUCAUUCCAAAGGCAGUUUAGUGACGUUAGUGAGUCGAAGUUGAGUUCUGUUCCUGAUACUGAAUCAGUGAGUUCAGUUGUGGAUGAGGAAGACAGCAAGUCAUGUGAGCAAGAUAUUUCUCAAGAAACUGAAUUGAUGGCGAAUGAAGUUCAUGCUUCUUCCCAUGAUGAACAAGAGAGUCUAUCGUCUAGGGACGUUGAGCCUGCGGAUGUUGAACAAGUUGGGAAUAGAGUUGUUCACCGUGAGGUGGUUGAGAUCACAUUGGGAGAUGGAGAAAGUCAGUUGGAAAUGGAAUUAAAUUUGCCUGAACCAAUGCCUCAGGUUGGCCAAGCUGAGAAUAGAGAUGUUCAUCAUGAUAUUGUUGCGAUCGAAUCGGGAGAUGGAGAAAAUCAGCAGGAAACAGAAUCAAAUUUGUCUAAAGCUAGAGCAACGUCUCACGUGGAACUCAAUCCUAGUGAAAUUCAUCCCAAAACAAAGUCAGUUGACGAGGAUUUUGGCAGUGGGUCAAGUUUUUCAUUAUCAGAAAUAGAUGAAAAGAUAUUGGAUGCCCGUGGAGAGGGAUCUGCAGGUUUUGAAUCCAGAGAUCAUGAAAUUAAUGAAUCUGGCAUAUUUUCACAACCAUCAUUUGAGGGAUCAGAAUUCCAUUUUACAGGUAAGGUGGUAGAUGAUAAGCAUAGUGAGCCUAUAUAUGAUUCAAGUCCAUCAGUCGAGAAGGCCCUCUCGGUUUCAUCUGUAUCUUCGGACGGACAAGCUGGUACAUCUGAAAUGGGUGCAUCUUCAAUGUUGGUUGAGUCAACUGAUAAGGAACCUGAAGGGCAUGCUGAAACAACUGAGCAGGGUGUUUCUAGUUUCCAAAAGAUGCAUGAUGAAUUAUCGGAUUUAGUUGAAAAUAAGCCAAGGGCGAGGGAAAUCCCAGAGAUUAGUGAGCAUGUUGUUACACAGGCUGGUUCAUUAUCGGUUUCUACCACUUUUUCUGAUCAUAAUGUGUCAGUGGUGCCUGAAUCUGUGGUUAAAUAUGUUUCAAGAGAUGUGGUGUCAUCAUCCUCUGAUGAGGGAUCGAAGGAUGGUGUCCCAAAUAAGGAAGAAAGCUUUAUCCAGAAUCAAGUGGACUUCCUUGGCAUAGGGAUGACUCUUGCUGGUGACCAAGGAAUUGGUAAGAUGUUGGAUUCUUCACCAGAGGAACAACAACAACUAAUGAACCGCAAUGAGUCUUCUGAGGCCGAACGAGGAGAUAGGCGUGCAGUUCAUAAGGAAGACACUCAGCUUGAGCAAGAUGAAAUUCAUUCGUCAAGUUCAUCAGAGCAUGACUUAGUUGGGGAUGGUGUUCGACCUAAAGAAGAUAUCAUCCAGACUGAUUGCGAUCAAAUGCAUUUGUCAAACUUUGAUGCAAGUAUUGAUGCUGAUGGCCGCCGUGAUGAGGGUGAGGAGUUUUCUUCCACAGCUUUGACUCACCAGCAUAUGCCUUCCAAUGAUGCAAGUUCAUCCAAAGCAGAGGAAUCUUAUCACAGAGUGGUUGCUCAAGUUUCACAAGUUGACCCUUCGGAGGCUAUCCUCGUGGAGGUGCGUAGGAAUGAAUCUGAAAUGGAUCAAGUCCAACCAACAUGUUUUGAUUCAAAGAUUGAUAAUGGUCUUGACCGCGAUAGGAAUUUGGAGAGAAUUUCUUCAAACUCUAAUUAUCAAGCUAUGCCUUCUAGAGAAAACCCUUCACCAGAAUUGGAGAAUCAGCUGUUGGGGUCAGAUGAUGAACCACCCAUUGAUGAGCACGUUAAGCUGGAGAGUCUGAACGGGAAGUAGACAUUGGCAACAAUGAUCUUAAUGUACACAUAGUUCUGGAGUCUGACGACAAACUUUCAACAGUUUACUCUUCCAUGAUUUCAGACUCUGCUUCUUCUACGUCUGAGAGUUUUGAACAUAUGUUGCCAACAGAUCAAGAAGACUUGAAGGGCUGGAUCCUAAAUGAAAUGGAAAGCGAGGGCGGCCCUCAAAAGGUAUCCAAACACUUUAAUCAUGCAGCAGAAGCAUAUGCCACUUAUGAAGUUGAGGAAAAUAUCAGUGAAGAAGAUGACAAGAUUAGAGAGAUAGAUGAAGGAAUCCUCUAUGAGUUGGAUACCGUUGGGGACUUCAAUGUCAAGAAAAUUGAUCUACAAGAGGGCGGCCAUCAUGU
This is a messenger RNA of Hibiscus syriacus, 3946 nucleotides long. RefSeq lists its product as uncharacterized. Bases 1 to 3576 code for a protein of 1191 amino acids. Lineage: Eukaryota; Viridiplantae; Streptophyta; Magnoliopsida; Malvales; Malvaceae. The transcript is spliced from 4 exons. The record is from RefSeq and is a predicted model, not a curated record.